Plectropomus leopardus (leopard coralgrouper) is the source of this 3593-nucleotide messenger RNA. It is a transcript of the gene tmtc1, whose product is annotated as transmembrane O-mannosyltransferase targeting cadherins 1. The record is from RefSeq and is a predicted model, not a curated record. Gene Ontology annotation, molecular function: protein binding; mannosyltransferase activity. NCBI's taxonomy places the organism in Eukaryota, Metazoa, Chordata, Actinopteri, Perciformes, Serranidae. Gene Ontology annotation, biological process: protein O-linked glycosylation via mannose; RNA processing.
AGGCGGAAUGGACCUACCAGCCGAUACUCCCAGCUUCAUCCUUAGCGUAACGGAGACGCGGGGGAAGCCAGGCCCGACAUGACAGCGCCGGGACGGGAGAAGAAAUCCCGCCAGCAGCCGCGGCUGACCGUCCGGCCCGAGGCGGUGCGCGCGGCGGCUCGCUACACCGUGCUGGCCGCGCUGUGCGCGCUCUGCUACAGCAACUCGCUCCGCGGGGAGUUGGUGCACGACGAUGUUUGGGCUAUCAUCAACAACCCGGACGUCCGAGCGGGCUCCAGCCUCAGAAACAUCUUUAGCAACGACUUCUGGGGGAAGAGGAUGGCGGACAACACGAGCCACAAGUCCUACAGACCGCUGUGCAUCCUCACCUUCAAGUUGAACAUCCUGCUGGGUGGCAUGAUGCCUCUUUAUUUCCACAUGGUGAACGUGUGUUUGCACUGUGCCGUGACCUGCCUGCUCAUGCACACGUGUGAACGCUGCGUGUUUGAAGACUCGCGCCUUGCCUUUGUCACAGCACUCCUCUUCGCUGUGCACCCCGUCCACACUGAAGCCGUGUCUGGUAUAGUGGGCAGAGCUGAUGUCCUGGCCUGUCUGCUGUUUUUGCUGACGUUCCUCUCCUACAUCAGGAGUGUGGCUGUAUGUCUCUCAGAGGACUCUCUGCCCUCCACAGUGUCUCCGUGGUGUCUGCUCGUCAGUUUGUUGCUGGGCACCUGCGCCAUGCUGGUCAAGGAGACAGGCAUCACCGUGUUCGGAGUGUGCGUGCUCUAUGAUGCCCUGGUGCUGUGCCGUAAGCCCCUCAUCCAUCACUCAUCCGGCUCCAGACUCAGGGACCUCCACCACAUCUGCAGCCCCUUCCUAAAACGAGCUGGCCUCAUCUCUGCCUACGUGGUGAUCAUCAUGUCGGUCAGGCUGUGGCUGAUGGGAGGAUCCAUGCCUCUCUUCUCUGAACAGGACAACCCCGCCUCCUUCUCCCCUCACCUGCUCACUAGGAUUUUGACCUAUUCCUACCUGCUGUCUUUCAACGCCUGGCUGCUGCUGGCCCCCGUGGUGCUGUGUUACGACUGGCAGGUGGGCAGCAUUCCCCUGGUGGAGUCGCUAGGUGACGUGCGCAACGUGGCCACUGUGCUGCUGGCCGUGGUGAUGGUGGCUCUCUGCCUGCACUGUGUCUUCUCACCACAGAGACAGGAGAGCAGGGAGGUGUUGGUGGGAAUGUUGUUUCUGGUGUUUCCCUUUAUUCCUGCCAGUAAUCUUUUCUUCAGGGUGGGAUUUGUUGUGGCUGAGAGGGUUCUCUACAUGCCAAGUAUGGGUUACUGUAUCCUGGUGGUCCAUGGCCUGAGCCGGCUGUGUUCAGUGGUGGGCCGUUGGGGCACCACAGUCCUCAGUGUCUCCAUGCUGCUGCUGCUCCUGCUCUUCUCCUGGAAGACCGUCCAGCAGAACCAUGUCUGGCUCUCCAGGGAGGCCCUCUUCCGCUCUGGUAUCCAGACUCUGCCUCACAAUGCCAAAGUCCAUUACAACUACGCCAACUUCCUGAAAGACAGCGGCCGGCACCAGGAGGCCAUUCACCACUACAGCACUGCCCUCAGGUUAUACCCCCGCCACGCCAGCGCUAUGAAUAAUCUCGGCACUCUGACUCGCAACCCAGAGGAGGCGGAGCACUACUACAGGAAGGCUCUGGACAUCAACCCUCAGCAUAACCGAGCUCUGUUUAACCUGGGAAACCUCCUCAAGUCCCAGGGGAAAGAGAAAGAAGCUGAAACUCUGCUGAGGGACUCCAUCCACUUUGGUCCACAUUUUGCUGAUGCUUACUCCAGUCUGGCAUCACUCUAUGCUGAGCAGAAACGCUUCACUGAGGCCAAUGAAGUGUAUGUGAAGGGUAUCGAGAACUGUCCAGACAGCUCUGACCUGCACAAUAACUACGGAGUCUUUCUGGUGGAUACAGGAGAGGGUGAGCUAGCAGCCGCUCACUACCAGCAGGCUGUCAGACUCAAACCAGCACACUACGUUGCCAUGGUGAACCUGGGCCGUCUGCUGCGAUCAUCCAAUGAGAACAAAGAAGCCGAGUCUUGGUACAAGAGGGCACUGCAGGUGACAAGGAAGGUGGACAUCCUGACUCCGCUGGGAGCUCUGUACUACAACACGGGGAGGUAUGAGGAGGCCCUGCAGGUGUACAAAGAGGCUGUCGCCCUGCAGCCAGACAGCACCGACAUCUGGCUGGCUUUGGCUCAGGUUUUAGCCAUGGCCGGCCGUACAAAAGAGGCAGAGAAGAUGACCCUGGACAUCAUCUCCAGAGAGGGCAGCUGCAUCGAGUGUUACCGCCUCCUGUCUGCCAUCUACAGCAAGCGUGGCAACUACACAGAGGCGCUGGAUGCUCUGGACAAGGCCCUGCAGCAGAGUCCCAGUGACCUGACAGUGAGAGCAGAGCUGUAUUUCUCCAAAGGAAACCAGCUCAGAGAGAUGAACCAGCUGGACCGAGCCUUCGAGAGCUAUAAGCUGGCUGUGGAGCUCAAACCUGACCAGUCGCAGGCCUGGAUGAACAUGGGAGGGAUUCAGCACAUCAAGGGAGACUAUGCAGCAGCUAGGAUGUACUACCAGCGAGCCCUGCUACUCAGCCCUGGUUCUAAGCUUCUGAAGGAAAACCUUGCCAAGCUGGACCGGCUGGAGAGGAGACUGACGGGGGGAGCGUAGACCACCAUGAUCCCACAGACUCUGCACCAUCCUGGGCACAGAUCAGGGGAGCCCCCUGCAGGAGCCCAAACAGCAGCCACAGAGCUGCUGGAGAAAACACACCUAAUGUGGUUACUGAGAUGAGCUGCUGGUGUGAGAGCAGAGGAGGAGGAGGGGGACUUGUCAGCGUUUCGAGGCAGACCGGCUGUGCUGGACUCAAAGAGACUGGUGGAGCCACAGUCCAGAAGCCUUUGGCCCGGUUAGCAGAAGGGACUGGCUGGAUGGAGUUCACUGGGAACUUCGUGUGUUGCCCUGUCUGCAUCAGCUUUACUUCAACACCUGCUUCAGACAUUUGUGUCAGAUUAUUAUUUCGGUUCAUGUGAAGUUAUUUCCUUUAUGGGAUUAAAUCAUAGAUUGUAUUUCAGAAUGAAUCAUUUAUUUACAUUACUGCAGUGAAAGUCUGUUAAAAAUGUUAUUAUUAUGAAGGAUAGAGCAUGACAGCAGUAUGUGCAACAACAUCAUCUAAGCUUUAAGGUCCACUCCCAAGCUUUCACAGCUUUCAGCCACAUCUUAAAGUCUUCAGUGAGUGGGGCCAUCGGUCAUGUGAUGAAGUGGUUGGUCAGUGUUGACCAAGAAAGAGGCAAAGUUAUCAACCAGGUACCAGUGGGCAGCCACAGAGAAAUCAAGAAGGACAUUCACAUCCAUCACCAAACCAUCGGCGGGGCAAAAUCAUUGAUUUCCAAGUCAGAGCUGGUUUGGGGAAGCUGGUUUGGAGAUGUAGCUCAUUAACCCUUAAAACCUGAGCAAAUUAAUCUUAUUUCUUUCAAAAAUAUGGGGCGAAGGCAAUUAGCAUCUUAACAAAACAUGGCCUAAAAAAAAGCUAAAAAUUAGCAAAAACUUGCAAGGAAACUACCUGAGAAUAAGGGGGA